Molecule: messenger RNA, 2272 nt
Organism: Zootoca vivipara (common lizard)
Lineage: Eukaryota; Metazoa; Chordata; Lepidosauria; Squamata; Lacertidae
Cellular component (GO): cytoplasm
Molecular function (GO): oxidoreductase activity
Source: RefSeq, a predicted model, not a curated record
CCAAAUCCUAUCCCCCUUUGGGCAAGCAAUUAUAUUACAUAAUCUUGCUUUGAAGUGCUUGUAGAGGGAUUGUACGCUAAACCGGUUCCUCUUUCUUUUUGUUGUGCUGCAAGGAGCUAGCAAUGCAGCAAAAUUAAAAAAGACCCAGAGCUGGUUUAGGAGGGCAAUCGUUUGUGUGAACUGCAGCAGAGGAGCUGGGGACUUAGGCAAGCAAAACGUUUCAUCCAUUAGAAGAUGUCCAUGCUGAAUGCACGUUCCAUCCUGGUGACUGGGUCCAACCGGGGCAUUGGCUUAGAACUGGUCAAGCAGCUGGUGGAGAAAAGCAACAGGCCAGAAUGGAUCUUUGCCACUUGUCGGGACCCAGAGGGACCAAGUGCUCAGGCCUUGAAGAAUUUGGCUGCCAAGCAUGAGGGAGUGGUUAUCAACCCACUGGACACUUGUGAGCCAAACAGCAUCAAGGCUGCUGCAGCCAGAGUCACUGAAUGUCUGAAAGGAGCCGGGUUGAAUCUUCUGAUAAAUAAUGCUGGGAUUGCAAGGCGAGCUUCUAUAGAACAUGAGACAUCAGAGAAUAUGUCUGAGGUGUAUAGGACCAAUGUGAUUGGGCCCAUGGUGAUCACUCAGGCAUUCCUGCCCUUGCUGAGGAAGGCAUCUCGGGAAAGCCCUCAGAAAGGAAUGAGCUGCAGCAAAGCUGCCAUUGUCAACAUGUCCAGUGCAAGUGGUUCCAUUACAAAUCUACUUGGAUGGGAAGUGGGACAUGCCAUCAGCUACCGCUGCAGCAAGGCUGCUCUGAACAUGCUCACACGGUGCCAGUCCCUGGGAUUUGCUGAAGACGAGAUCCUGUGCGUUGCCCUGCAUCCUGGGUGGUUACAGACAGACAUGGGAAAUUCAGGAGGUAUACCAGCCCCAAUGAAAGUGGAUGAGGGUGUGAAAGAGAUCCUAAACACCCUUGCGUGUCUCUCAGAUAAAUACAAUGGCACUCUUGUAAACAUCGAUGGGGAAACCCUUCCCUGGUGAAAGCACAAUGUUAUUGUCCUCACUGCAAUGGGAACCCAGCACCUGAAUAGACGAACUUCAAUUUCAAUAAAUGCAACAAGUUCUGCUGAAAAUAUUAGAACUUCCUUCUAGCUGCUCUGUGUGCCAGAGAUUCCUUCUGGUUGCUUUAUAUGACCUGCCUGUCUGUUAGUUGUUUUUGUUUUGUGUCACUAUUGUGCCUUCUCACAAACACAGUCUCUGAGUGAUACACAAUGUAAAGGUCUUCUCAAUCCUGAAAAAAAAUGCAAAAGGGAAAAACUUGUUCUCAAAAGUGCUAGCUAAGCAGAUUUCUUACAGGUCAAUGUGUGUUGGAACACUGGUUCCUUUUCAUGGGGAGCAUAGCUGCCAAGUUCUCCCUUUUUUAAAGGGAAAUUCCAUUAUGCUGAAUAGGCUUCCUCGCGAGAAAAGGGAAAACUUGGCAGCUAUGAUGGGGAGAUAUACACAUAAUUAAAAAUAUAAGUUUAAUGCUGAUCUAUGAACAAAAUUACGCACAACACUAAUUAGAAUAGUGAAAUGUAACUAAUCUGAGUUACCAAAUGAAAUUAGACAAAUGCCACACAUUUUGAUAUUUAGGCAGCUAUUGAUUUUUGUUUUUGUUUUUAAAAAAGGCUUUUAAAGACCUAGUCAUUUCAUGGAAUAACAGCUGUACAGUAUAAUCAUAGAAAUAGUUUGUGUUCAGUUACUGAGUUUGUAAUCUUUUGUAUUUUAUAUUUUAUUAUAUUCUACACUGCUUUGAGAAGUUUUGAUUGUGAAGCAGUUUAUAAACCUGCAAGUAAAUAAAAUAUGAUUAGUUAUAUUUACUUACUUUUAUUUGUUUGCUUGCUUCUUGAUCCUGGCUUUGCCCUGUGUUCUUUUGACUUCCUCUUUGGCCCUGGCUACUGGGUCAUCUGGUAGCUCUUGGUUCCUGGUUCUCCUCAUACUGCUACCUACAGCAAAGUGCAGUACGCUUUCUCCAGUUGGUAUCAGUGCUGGUCACACCUGCAGGGGUCAAAUGAAAAGGUGGGCAACCCUCAUGUUGUUUGCUCUUCAUUUUAUUUAUUUAUUUCUAACAUUUAUACACUGCUUGAUUAUUUAAAAAAACUCAAAGCGGUUUGCAAAAAGGUAAAAUAAUGCAAUCAAGGCUUCACUUGACCUGAUUAUCUUCCAUUUUAAAAAAAACUUGUGUGUAGAAAAUGCAAUUUGUCUGCAUGGGAUGAACUGAUUCAUCUGCUGCCACAACCGAAAAGAAAAGUAGUGCCUC